ACAGUUAUCUUCAGGCAUGGUGAACCCAUGAAACAUAAAACCAAUUCCUCGUUUUGCACCAAGGGAUUGUGGGUAUUGGGGUUGAACGCUGUCACGUUUUUACAUCCAGCAUGGCAGGCAAACAGAAGAGGAAGUUGGAAGACCUCAGCGUGGAUGAAUUCCUGGUGUCGGGGUUUGACUCUGCGGGCGAAUCUGAAGAAGACACCCCCAAACAGAAUGGACUCACUAAGAAGACUAAAGAGCAGAAAUCUGAUCCAUCCACGAGUGAAGACGCGAAGAAAGGCAAGGCCAAUGAGCAUAAGCAACAGCUGUCCCGGUUAAAGAACAAAGAUCCUGAGUUCUAUAAGUUCCUGCAAGAGAAUGACCAAACGCUGCUGAACUUUGACGACACAGACAGCUCUGAGGAUGAAGAUGAAAAAAAGUACCACAGAUUGCCAUCAGCAUUGGAGGAGGCCAGCUCUGGUGAAGAAGACUUGGAUGAUGAUGGUCAAGAAGCCACCAAGACAUCCAAGAAGGCAGUGGAGACGAUUAAAGUCACAGACAAAAUGAUUCAGGAGUGGAAAGCAGCCAUGAAAAAGCAACCUACACCCCGUCUCUUUAGGGAAGUCACUCAAGCCUUUAAGGCAGCUGUGGCCACAACCAAGGGUGAAGGAGGCGGCCAGUGUCGUUAUAAAGUGGCCGACAGUUCAGUGUUCAACGCCUUGGUCCUGUUCUGUAUCAGAGAUAUCCACAAGGCCCUGCAGAAGAUGCUCAACCUGAAGGCAGACAAAGACCAUAAAAAGCUUGUGCUCCCGUCGUCUAGUCCAAAGUGGCCAAGGAAUCAGAUCGACAUCAAGAUGUAUCUGGGUGGAGUCGUUCAGCUGUUAUCCUGUCUAACAGAGUCCACAGUCAUCAGCGCUGUCCUGCGUCACGCAAACCAGCUCGUUCCUUAUUACCUAUGUCUACCCAAACAGUGUCGUCACCUGGUGAAGCAACUGUUGAAACAGUGGAGCACAGGAGAGGAGACGAGUCGUGUUCUUGCUUUUUUGGCCCUCAACAAAAUCUGCAGGCACAAGCAGGAUACUUAUCUUAGCCCUAUUCUCAAGCAAAUGUACAUUUCAUAUGUACAGAACUGUAAGUUCACAUCCCCCAAUGCGCUGCCAAUGAUCAACUUCAUGCAGCGAACUCUUACAGAGAUGUACUCCCUGGACACACAAGCAACAUACCAGCAUGCUUUCAUCUACAUCCGACAGCUCGCCAUUCACCUCAGAAACGCCAUGACCAUGAAGAAGAAGGAAACUUACCAGUCAGUGUAUAACUGGCAAUACAUCCACUGUCUGUACCUGUGGUGUCGGGUCCUCAGCACCUUAUACCCCAGCGACGUACUCGAGCCGCUCAUCUAUCCACUCUGCCAGGUCAUCAUUGGCACCAUCAAACUGGUACCCACAUGCAAAUAUUACCCUCUAAGGAUGCAUUGUUGCAGAGCCCUCACCCUGCUGUCCAGCAGCACCAACACAUUUGUCCCUGUUGUGCCUUUCCUCCUGGAGAUCUUUCAACAGGUGGAUUUCAACAAGAAACCGGGGCGAAUGAGUAAGAAACCAAUCAACUUUGCAGUCAUCCUGAAGCUGGGCAAGGUCAACCUAAUGGAGAAAGCCUACAAGGAUGGGUUGAUUGACCAGCUGUAUGACCUGAUACUGGAAUACUUCCACACUCAGGCUAACUCUAUUGGCUUCCCAGAGCUUGCCCUGCCCACCAUCAUGCAGCUGAAAGCGUUCCUGAAGGAAUGCAAAGUGGCCAAUUACUGCAAGCCGGUGCGCCAGCUGCUGGAGAAGGUACAGGAGAACAGCAGCUACAUCACAGGACAGAGACAGAAGGCCGCCUUCGGAGUCGCCGAUGCCACUGCUGUGGCGGCCUGGGAGAAGCAGACACAGGUGGAGGGCACUCCCCUCAGCAGGUACUACAGCCAGUGGAAGAAGCUGAGGGAGAAGGAGAUCCAGCUGGAGAUCUCAGGAAAAGAGAGGAUGGAGGAUCUGGACCUCCCAGAGAUCAAACGCAGGAAGAUUCAGGACAAGAAGGUCGAGGACAAGAAGGAGUUCAAGGAUCUGUUUGAGUCUGACAGUGAAUCAGAUGAAGAUGGUGGAGGAUUCAAAUUCAGAGGUAAAAAGGGCGCCCGCAAGUCUGAUGACGAUGAAGAUGAUGAUCUUGAGGAUAUGUUGGACAUGAGCGAUGAUGAGGGGAUAUCAGGGGGAGACUCAGAUGAUGAUGAUGAUGAUGAUGAAAAGGCCUCCAAAGCCCCACAGCCGCUAUCCUCCUCUGCUCUGAUGAAGAUGGCGGAGGGAGGCGAGGAUGUGGUGGAGGACCUGGAGCUGUCUGAUGAUGACUGAGAUUUCCCGGAUGCACACACUCUAGAGCUCCCCUGACAGACUCUGAUGCUCUCCUAUCUUAACCGUCUUUACCACCAAAUAAUCCCAGACUUAGUCUUCUUUUCUUAACUUUUGAAUGUUGUAUUGCUUAACCUGUACAGUUCAAACAUGUUCAUGAUUUAGUUUUUUGAAGCAUUGAAUUGUAUAAAAUGAGUUUAAGAGUCCA
Molecule: messenger RNA, 2568 nt
Organism: Notolabrus celidotus (New Zealand spotty)
Lineage: Eukaryota; Metazoa; Chordata; Actinopteri; Labriformes; Labridae
Gene: noc2l
Product: NOC2-like nucleolar associated transcriptional repressor
Exons: 18
Coding region: 111-2363 (750 amino acids)
Biological process (GO): ribosomal large subunit biogenesis; negative regulation of transcription by RNA polymerase II
Cellular component (GO): Noc2p-Noc3p complex; nucleoplasm; Noc1p-Noc2p complex
Molecular function (GO): histone binding; transcription corepressor activity
Source: RefSeq, a predicted model, not a curated record